This is a messenger RNA of Enterobius vermicularis (human pinworm), 849 nucleotides long. The record is from the annotation of a GenBank genome assembly. NCBI's taxonomy places the organism in Eukaryota, Metazoa, Nematoda, Chromadorea, Rhabditida, Oxyuridae.
AUGGAUAAUUUGCGGUGUCCAGAAUAUUUGUCAGAGUCGCCAUCUACGUCAUCGACCCUGAAUGGUCCAACAGCAGCUUUGCUCGUUUCACAGAAUCGAAGACGAUCUGCAAAACUAACUGAACAGAAUCGUAAUCGAAACUAUGAUGUCACGAGGCUGGUUCUUGGGCAGUUGCCGACUAACAGAAAAAGACCUGCUCCUGCAGAAAAACUGAACAACUCACAGUUUCCUUGCGUUCCACCAUUAAAAGAUAAAGCGAUACAUCAGGAUAAUCGUUGCUUGGAUAGUUUGUUUAACUCGCAAGACAGCCCACGAGGAAACUAUUUUGCGAAUUUACAACAAAACUUAAUUCCCAAAAAUCGGCAGCAAGCAAUGGAAUGGCUUUAUGAUGUAUGCGAAGAGGAAAAAUGUGAACCGGAUGUAUUUCCCUUGGCUGUUUCUUAUGUGGAUCGCUUUUUGAGUGUCCAACCUAUAUGUCGUGAGGAUUUGCAAGUUUUGGCCAGCGUGUGUCUUUUUAUAGCUAGUAAAGUCAAAGCCCCUCAACCACUGAAUGCUAAAAGGAUUGCGUAUUAUACGGAUGGAGGAGUAGAGUGUAAAGAAAUUUUGGAUUGGGAACUUCUCGUGCUCACGAAGCUGAAUUGGGAUGUUUCAACUGUGACAGCACUGGAUUUCCUUGAUCAGGUGUCCGCUCGUUAUACUUCCUUGCAGCACUUGAAUGUGGCCUGUCGGAAUGCUGUACAUCGUAUUCAAUUAGUGCUUGCAUACUCUACAGACUUUGCAGAACUUGCUAGCCACUGGCACUUAUUUGAUGGAAAAAGUUGUUUGGAUUUUAAUUUGAUAGUAUAUUAG